Molecule: messenger RNA, 2436 nt
Organism: Brienomyrus brachyistius
Lineage: Eukaryota; Metazoa; Chordata; Actinopteri; Osteoglossiformes; Mormyridae
Product: CKLF-like MARVEL transmembrane domain-containing protein 6
Exons: 4
Coding region: 304-735 (143 amino acids)
Cellular component (GO): membrane
Source: RefSeq, a predicted model, not a curated record
GAGUAUCACGCCCGAUUCGUCAGAGCUGGCAACCCUGCAACUCUCUUGUUCAAUCAGCACUAUUAAAACUUGCCAGACGCGUUUCCCAAUGUUGCGUCGGAAUUACCUGCGUUACUUGACACCCAUACUAGGCUGACAUAGCAGCCUUUACAGUUUAAAUAGACUAUCAGAUUGACCGCAAUGUGUUUGACAGGCUGGAGCCAACUGCAACCGGCCGUAGAGAGCACUGCGAUUGCGAUGGGAAGCUAUAGAUCAAGUUCUCCUUCCACUUCCACUUAAAUCGACUUCAAGUUCAGCAUUGCAAUGGAACGAAGACAUUUUGUAAUAAAAAUCUUAGAAACUCUCCUGUCCUUAACAGCCUUCAUUUUGGACGAGUGUGUGCCUACGUGCUCAUCCUGCGUGCCGCUUUACUUCUUCGAGUUUGCCAGUGGAGUAGCCGUACUCUUCCCCUUACUUUUGCUGAUAAUCCUCUGCUUGGAUCUCCCAAAGGUCCUGAACAUCACCUCCUGGCCAAAGCUGGAUUUUUUCAUCACAACCAGCACCUUCAUCCUUAUUUUUUUGGCCACCGUUUUGUUCUUCUACGAUAAUGAAGGAACUCUAGCAGAACAGGGAGCUGUGGUAUUCGGAGGCUUGGCGUCGCUCGUCUUCCUGGCUGACAUCAUGCAGCAAGACAAAGAUCACAGGAAUUUAUAUAGUGAUCUUAAGACUAAAAAUGAAAAGGCUAUGCUUAAAUGAGGCAUAACUGUAUGUAAAGGGGCCAGCGUGUGGCUCAGUAGGUUAGUACAGUGUUUCCCGACCUGGUCCUCGGGGACCAACAGACGUUCCACAUUUUUGCUCCGUGCCAGACAGUCCACCAUUUCCGCUCUGUCCCAGCUCACGAGAACAUGGACUAUCUGCAGGUCCCUGAAGGCUAGACUGGAAAACACUGGGUUAGGGUGCUUUGCCUACAGAGGUGGACAUUUCAGGUACAGAAAGUUCAAAAUCUAAACCAGGAUUUGUGAAUUGUGCUAUUUUUAGAACAGGUCAGCGGGCGAUUCAUGUGGUCCUUGGGGGCAUCCUGGUGCCCGCGGGUAUCAUGUUGGUAACCCCUGAUCUAAGGGAUGCACGUUUCUGAGAAAGCAGGGAUACAAUUACCCGAUGUUAUAUAUGGUUUUCCUUCUUAAAUGAUAUUUUGGUUUUUUUGUACAUAUGUAUAAAUAAAUAUAUUUUCGGUCUCGGGUUAAGGGCUUAGCCUAGGGCCCCAGCAUUGGUGGGAAGUUCAAAAUCUUGGUCUGGAUUUGUACUUUCUACUGCUGAACUUUCCACCUCUGGGCCCCAGUGAUGAACUCAACUGGAGUCACUACCUGUGGCAUGGGAAACACUACAGAACACAUAAUUAUGGUAAAUCCAACCACUGGCAAAUCUGGUGCUAAUCCCCACAUUGCACAGUGCAACCUACAGUACUGUUUUUCAUAAUCAAAUUACCUACAGGUGAUUUGGUUCGAAUGCUGCCUCAGUUUGUGGGUAUUGCCUGUUCUCUCUGUGUCACAUGGGUCACAGAGUGUUGUGGAGAGCUGAAGAGGCAUUACUGUGCUGCACAUAGUGUGUGUGUGUGUGUGUGUGUGUGUACCUUGUGACAGACUAGCACCUUGCAGAACCUGUCAUCACUACACACAAGCACACGCCCCUUCAGGAUGUAAGGUUAAAAACAUGUCUGUACAGUUUCUAACACACAUUUUACUAUGUAAAGGAAUGCAAUGACAGGGACUGACGUAACUGAUACUCAAGUAUGCAUUCGCCUUUAAAAGUGAUAUGUAUGGCAAUCAACAGCGCAUCAACAGCGCAAAUGCAUACAUGUUUUAUGACAAGAAAUUACUCUGCAUUUUAACCUUUAUACCGCAAAUGAAUUAUGAAUUAGCAUAUGAAAUACGUACAUAAAAUAUGCACGCAUUUGCACCAUUACAAUAACUGAUUGCCACAAGUAUUGCUUUUAAAGGUGAAUGCAUGCUUGAGCCCCAGUUAAGUGCAUCCCAGGCAAUGGGGAAUCUUCACUGUAGAGUAAUCGUUUUGGCAGAUGCACCCUGUGAAGCACUUCUAGACACUGUGAAGCACUUCUAGAUGUUUCAUAGAAAACAGAAAUCUUACACAGUUAGGCCAACAUUUUAACCGGAAUGUUGGAAAUUGUCUGUGGGAGGGUCUGUCAUGGUAACCAUAAGCCCUACUGGUGCAUAAUCCUUUUUUUGUUACUAACAUUCAUGGAUUUGAUAUACUGUCAAGACAGGGAACCAAAUAUUAAUGAUACAUAAUAAAUGUUUUAAUGAGAAGAUACAAUUCAUAAAUACAGUCAAAGUGUAAAACCGUUUUUUCUUUUUCUUUAAUAUCUGAAAAUGUCUUACUAUAAAAUAUAAAAAUCUGUGCUGAAGCAAAUAAAAAUAAAGUUUAUAGUAAACAAACAAA